Molecule: messenger RNA, 696 nt
Organism: Erythranthe guttata (spotted monkey flower)
Lineage: Eukaryota; Viridiplantae; Streptophyta; Magnoliopsida; Lamiales; Phrymaceae
Source: RefSeq, a predicted model, not a curated record
AUGGCAUUAAUUGACAUCCGCUCUUCCGUUUUCUUGCUACUGCUAAUCACUUUGUCGUCAAUAACGGGCAACACAAACCAAGCAGAGGCGGCCCGCCACCUCCUUGAGAUUCCAAAGCCCGAAAUUCCAGCUUUUCCCAAGCCUGAGCUUCCAACUCUUCCCAAGCCAGAGCUUCCAACUCUUCCCAAGCCUGAGCUUCCGGCUUUCCCCAAGCUUGAGCUUCCGGCUUUUCCCAAGCCAGAGCUUCCAGCUUUCCCCAAGCCUGAGCUUCCGGCUUUUCCCAAGCCUGAGCUUCCGGCUUUUCCCACACCUCAGGUAACAUUGGAAAAGGCUGAGCUGCCAUCACUGCCUAAGCCCGAAAUUCCGACUUUUCCCAAGCCCGAGCUUCCAGCAUUUCCCAAGCCUGAGCUGCCAACUCUCCCAAAACCUGAAGUGCCUAAGUUGCCUAAGCUCCCAGCUCUUCCUAAGCCUGAGCUACCAGCAUUUCCCAAGCCUGAGCUGCCAUCACUUCCCAAGCCUGAGCUUCCAGCUUUUCCCAAGCCUGAGAUUCCAACUCUUCCCAAGCCUGAGCUUCCAGCUAUUCCCAAGCCUGAGCUGCCAGCUUUUCCAAAACCAGAAGUGCCUAAGUUGCCUGAACUCCCAAAGUUUCCGGAAUUGCCUAAACCGACUUUGCCAGAAGGACCAAAACACCCUUGA